Brassica napus (rape) is the source of this 636-nucleotide messenger RNA. RefSeq lists its product as uncharacterized. The transcript is spliced from 3 exons. The record is from RefSeq and is a predicted model, not a curated record. Lineage: Eukaryota; Viridiplantae; Streptophyta; Magnoliopsida; Brassicales; Brassicaceae. Bases 1 to 636 code for a protein of 211 amino acids.
AUGUCGGCGGCAAUGGACAGAGCCUUGAUGGCUCUUUCACUAGAGGAAGAAGAUGAACCGUUCGAAAUGCCGGAUCUGCCGGGGAAGGAAGGUAGAUCUCGAGGAGUGGCUCUGUCCAAGGAGCGCUUUCAAUUCUUCUUCGACCAUGAGUAUGAUUUGCUUGAUGUUUUGGCGAAAGGAGUCCAUACCUUCAAUGAAUGGACUCUGGCGAUAGAGAGGUGGGUUGAAGAACCACAUUAUCUGCAGUAUAUUCCGUUGUGGCUGCACAUAAGCAACAUUCCUAUGAAUUACUACACAAAGGAAGUUAUCAUGGCGCUUGGAGAGCUGCUGGAUCAGGUGGGGAUAAGCUCGGUUACAAGAAGGCCGAAAAUUGUAAAAGAGGUGCUGGAUGAAAUGAGACAGUACUUGAUGCUGGCUACCGAAGAAGAUAGCUUUGAAAGGAAAGAAAGAGUAAGAAGCUCAGUAGCUGCUGUGGAACAAGACCCUAUGCUGCAGCGUACAGUGCUGAGACUUGAGGCACCUCCCAUUAUUUCUCAAGACUUUGAUAAAGGGAAGGGGAUAGUGUUCAGCUGUGAGGAAUUAAAGAAUCCGGAAGCCGGAAGCCGAAGGAGGGCAGAAAUCAACAGGAGAAAUUGA